Messenger RNA from Drosophila busckii, 2132 nucleotides. It is a transcript of the gene Scamp, whose product is annotated as secretory carrier-associated membrane protein 1. Gene Ontology annotation, cellular component: recycling endosome membrane; trans-Golgi network membrane. The transcript has 5 exons. The record is from RefSeq and is a predicted model, not a curated record. Bases 163 to 1185 code for a protein of 340 amino acids. Lineage: Eukaryota; Metazoa; Arthropoda; Insecta; Diptera; Drosophilidae. Gene Ontology annotation, biological process: protein transport.
UCAUCCAUGCGGUGCUUAAAACGAGAAAAGUAUUCCGACAAAUCGUCAUCUCAAAAGCAAAAAGCAAAAGAAAAGGGCCAGCAAAAAGUAUAUUCUGGCGAAAAACUGCAUAGGACGGAGUAACACAACAACUAGAAGAAUAACAGUAUCGAUUAUAAGACAAUGUCCGGCAACGGUUUCGACGAAAAUCCUUUUGGCGAGCCCAAUCUGGAUAAUCCGUUUGCGGAUCCCGCCAUACAGCAGGCGACACGCAUGUCAACCAAUGUCUCGCUGGAAGACUACAAUCCCUUUGAGGAGCAGGCGAAGCCGCAACUGCAAAUCAAUUCAACCAAUACGGCGGCCGUUGUCCAGCCACUCUCACAGAACAUUCCGCCCCCGCAGCCCAGCUCAAUGGGCGCCUCAGCCCCCAGUACCAGCAUACAAAUUACCUCGGAGGAGCUGCAGCGCCGCCAGGAGGAAUUGGAUCGCAAAGCAGCCGAAUUGGAUAGACGUGAGCAGCAGCUGCAAGGCAAUGUGCCACAGUUAAACAAUUGGCCACCAUUGCCGGACAACUUUUGCGUCAAGCCGUGCUUCUAUCAGGACUUUGAAGUCGAGAUACCGCCAGAGUUUCAGCGCUUGGUUAAGCACUUGUAUUACAUUUGGAUGUUCUACACGCUCACGCUCUGCGCCAAUAUAAUUGGAGGACUUAUUUUGCUUUUCUACGCACAUAAAAUAUCUAACCUAUUCUUGGCCAUAUUCUACACAGUGCUCUUCACGCCUGCCUCCUAUGUUUGCUGGUUUCGGCCAGCUUAUAAGGCAUUCCGCAAUGAUUCGAGCUUCAACUUUAUGGUCUUCUUCUUUGUAUACUUCUUUCAAACUAUUUACACGGUGGUGCAAGCCGUUGGGUUUGAGGACUACGGCUACUGCGGCUUUAUCACGGCCAUCUCACAGUUUGAAAGCUCAGCAUCGGGCAUUAUUGUGGGUUUGCUGCUGUUGAUAAUUGCCUUUUGCUUUGCCAUCACUGCGGGCGCCAAUGUGCUGAUGAUAAUGAAGAUCCAUUCGAUCUAUCGCAGCACCGGUGCCAGCAUGGACAAGGCAAAGGCUGAGUUUACCACAGAAUUUCUACGCAAUCAGCAUGUACAGGAGGCGGCCUCUUCAGCUGUCAGCUCGGCUGUGAAUUCACAAUUCAAUAAUAGCAGAUACUAAACAAUCUACAAACCAACAAUAACAACAAUACCAAGCAAUAGCCAACAACAGCAAGCAACAAUAAUUAAUAAAUAAAUCAACCAAUCAACCAACCAAGCAAACACAUAAAGAGACAAGCACAGAAAGCACAUAGUGGAGCACAUGGAGCAGGAGCCAAGUCAAGUACUCAACAAAAUCAGCUGUUUUACGCGUUUAAUCAUCGACAUGCAUACACACACAUAUAUAAUCUAUACAUUAAUUAUAAUAGCAAGGCUUAAAAGCGUAACUAAACAAGAAGAAAAAAGAAAAAACUAAUUGCUUUUUGCAUAAGAUAAUUCCUAAAAUGCCGUCGUCCUUAUUACUAAAAAUAACAUUUGUAAUAAUUAUAUAUACAAUUUACUGCUAUUAUAUACAUUAUGUGUAUAUUAUACUAUAUAAAAUAUUUACUAAAUCGGAAUCUUAAACCAAAACUAUACAAAACGGCACACGUUGCCUUCAACGGCCAAAGGCAAAUCUGGCCUAGAGAUAAAGCAUUUGACAAAAUGCCAGGCAAAUUUACAAUAAUCAUGCAAACAUUUAUAUAAUACACACACACAAACACAUAAACAUAAAAACGCAGCAAGAAUAGCUUGAUGAAUUAGUUCUAUAUUUUUUUUCGCAAGUGUCCUAAGAAAUUACUAAUUUAUGAAUUAAACAAAAAUAUAUAUAUAUAUAUAUGCUUAAGCUGAGAUUGUCGCAUAGAAAUGAUUGUGGUCUGCAAUCUAAAUCCAGUUGAUCUAACAAAUACGACUUGUAUGUAUAAUAUGUAAUAAUGAUAACGCAGCUAUGGAUUAUGAUAAAUGCUGCGGCUGCUGAUAAUAAUGUUUUCUAGUUCUCUAAGCAAACAUUUAUGAUAUACGCAUAACACACAUCCACAUAAAAAAAAAAGAAACACACACACACACACUCAUGCAUAACCACAUCUAAAU